This is a messenger RNA of Cottoperca gobio, 4256 nucleotides long. RefSeq names its product voltage-dependent calcium channel gamma-4 subunit-like. The transcript has 4 exons. Bases 440 to 1429 code for a protein of 329 amino acids. Gene Ontology annotation, molecular function: channel regulator activity; voltage-gated calcium channel activity. Lineage: Eukaryota; Metazoa; Chordata; Actinopteri; Perciformes; Bovichtidae. Gene Ontology annotation, cellular component: postsynaptic density membrane; AMPA glutamate receptor complex; voltage-gated calcium channel complex. Gene Ontology annotation, biological process: neurotransmitter receptor transport, postsynaptic endosome to lysosome; transmission of nerve impulse; regulation of AMPA receptor activity. The record is from RefSeq and is a predicted model, not a curated record.
AAGGUGUGGUCUGGACGAACGAGGCUGCAUCCUUUGUUAAACCGUGCAGUUUAAUAUUGUAUACUAAACUGUAAAGAAGCCUCGUGUGGUUGAUAUAGAUGUUAUGAACUUCCUUCACAUUUAUCACAAAAGUGUACUUGUUCAAGGGAUGCGUUUCCAUUUUUUUGUUUAUUCCCACCUGUAGCAGAAUAUAUGUCCAGUCAACUCAAAGGAAUUCAACGAAAGCUGCGAUCCUGUCAAACUCGGAAACUUGGAUUUAACUCCGACUGAAGUUUAUGUGGAAGAGGAGCAGAAAUCGAGCAGUUAAUGAUCGAGACUUGACUUGAUGAGAGGAAAAACCGCGAGACGCGAGCGCUUCCUCUCACCAUGACCAUGGACACCAUGCGCUCCUCGCCGUGUGCGUAAACUGCCGUGGAGGAUCCACACAUUAUGAGACGCCAUGGCAUGGUGUGACCGAGGGGUUCAGACUUUGCUGGCCAUUGUGGGGGCCUUCGCCGCCUUCAGUCUCAUGACCAUCGCCAUUGGCACCGACUACUGGCUUUACUCCCGGGCGUACAUCUGCAACACCACGAAUUCCACGGAUGACUCCCAGGUGCAAACCAAGAAAGUCAAAGGCGACCUGACGCACUCCGGGCUGUGGAGGAUCUGCUGUAUCGAAGGUAUCAACAAAGGAAGCUGUUUUCGGAUCAAUCAUUUUCCAGGGGAUAACGACUACGAUACAGACAGCUCCGAGUACAUCUUACGUAUAGUGCGUGCAUCAAGCCUAUUCCCCAUUCUCAGCAACGCUCUGCUGAUGUUGGGUGGCCUGUGUGUCGGGGUUGGACGCAUCUACAACAACAAGAACAUCAUCCUGCUCAGUGCUGGCAUCCUGUUUGUGGCUGCAGGCCUGAGCAACAUCAUCGGCAUCAUCGUCUACAUCUCUAGCAACGCCGGAGAUCCCAGUGACAAGAAAGACGAGGACAAGAAGAACCACUACAACUACGGCUGGUCCUUUUACUUUGGGGCCCUCUCCUUCAUCGUGGCCGAAUCAGUGGGUGUUCUCGUGGUCAACAUAUACAUCGAGAAAAACAAAGAGACACGUUUCCGAGCCCGACGCGAUUUCAUCAAAACCACCUCCUCUUCUUCGCCAUACUCUCGCAUUCCAAGUUACCGCUACCGCCGAAGGCGUUCGCGCUCCAGUUCGAGUGACCCGUCCCGCGACACCUCUCCAGUGGGGAUGAAGAUCGGUGGAGGAAGUGGUGGAGGAGGAGGUUUAGGGAUGGGUUUGCCAAUGGGGGAUAUAUCCCUGUACGCCCUCAGUAGAGACACCCUGAAGGGCGCGACUGCAGGGCCCUACAGUCCAGAGAGGGACUCAGGGUUUUUACAAGUCCACAACUGCUUCCAGAAAGAUCAGAAAGAUGGAGGGAACAGAAGGACCACGCCGGUAUGAGGUCUGGAGUGUAUUGCUGUGUAAAACAAUCAUUUUAAUGGAACACAUUAGAUAUUGUACAGCUGAUGAGAAGGACAAUUGCUCCCCGGGGCUGUUCAGGCAGCAGCAGUGUUGAAAGGUCAGAGCUCAAAAUAGUUUUUCCUACUGUGACAGAAAAUUGCCAAUCUGUGUUUCAUUUGGAGGAAGAGGAAAGGUGAUAUCAAAACGACUUUUUACGACACCAAUCGGUAUCUGAAAAGUGGAUGCCGACAUUUUGUAGCAACAUUUGAACAGCUGAAAUCUAAAAUGUGAUACCCACUAUUUGUGAGCGACUUCUGCUCUUACAGAAAGGCUGAAAAAUGUCGUACUUCUGUCCUUCUUUAAAGAAGGAUUGCCUCAUAAAAGAAUAAGGCCGUGGUCAGACAUGUGCAAAAUUAGCAUUUGCCUUCUGUUCACUUCUAUUCUACGUGAGCGAAGGCGCAAAAAAAACAUUUGCUUCCGGUGUUUGCGUUAUGUUUAACUUUGGUGAACUUUCAGGCGAAUAUCACCUUGCCUACCUUGCGCAUGUGUGACCGUGCCCAUAAGCUUUUAUAGACUUGAUGCUCAAUAUAAUAUUGUUUCUGAAUAUUGAAAUUCAGAUGUUUUUCUGCAAAAAUACCUGUACAGUGUUUUGGAAAUGGACUAUUCUAAAUAGUUUGCUAAAAUGAAGUGAUUCAUGUGAUUGUUUGAGUAUUAUUGUAUUAUGUUUGUUUGUAACUUAACACAACUGGUGCUAACUUAAUCUGUACACCUUUGUUAGCCUUCUCAACUGCCAUUUAAAUACUGUAUCUCAAUAGCCUCUUAAGCUUGUGUGAGUCAGGUGAUAAAUGUGUGUGUGUGUGUUAUGGCUGAGACACUGCCACACUAUGAUACCGAUUUCUGUAGAUAUAUAUCAACAAAAAUGACAAAGCACACAGUAUAAUGUCAGUACAUUUCAGUAUGAUGUGUGAUGUAUUAGUGCAAACAUUAUUUGUACAGACUGUAGUUUUCUCUCCAUUCGCUCAGGGACGAUGUAUGGAACUAAUUAAUUUUACUCUUGAGAUGUAGAGCUUAUCACGUGACCGAAAAAAAGGUUGUUUUGAUUUUCCAUACCUUAAAAACAGAGAUCACGCUGUAUGUGUUGCUGUUAAUUAACAUGACAAUUGUUUCUGCAAUUACUGCCAUGUGCCAUGUUUUUAGACAAUGCAUAACUCUUUAAAAGUAAUUUAAAGUAUACUCUUACUGCCCCCUAUCAAUAAGGAUUGUUUGGUAAAAUUCUAACUUUUAAGGAAUUGUUAACAAGAAACUAUUUUGUGUCAUGUGACUUCCUGAGUUUGACACUAUUAAUGCAUGAUAAAUGUUGGAAAAAUAGUAAUUAUGGCAAUGGAUAACUACAUUUGUAUGCAGAUCCUGUUCCCAUUCUCUUGAUUAGUUCAGUUGUUAAUGCAAAAGCCUAAAAAAGGGGUAUUAUUUUUAGUACGUAAACAAGAAGACACUAACAAUACAGUACAACAUAAACAUGAGACGAAAAAUGAAUUGUGUGACAUGACAGCAACGAAAAACGAGGGGGAACAGGACCGACAACACCAUCUUUACAAGCAACAAGCACAUUGUCUUGUAUUUUUAGAUUUUGUUUGUAAGUUUUUUGUGUAGUGGAGUGCCCUAUUAACAGAUUCAGCCAGUGUUUGAUGCAUGAUUUAGUUUGAUUAAAGCCGUGUGUGGAGCCAGAAGGCAAGAAAGUUAUCUUCUGCUGCAUGUGAGCAGUAGGGGCAUUUGCUAUCAACAGAGAUUCCCACAUGGAAGAGUUUGUGGUUGCAUGAGCUCUACGAAAGACUUUUAUUGUAUUAAUUAUGUUUUAAAAUGGCAAGUCUCACAAAAUGUGUUGAUGCAUAUACUGUUUAAAUUGAAACCAGAUCAGAUCGUGUUUAGUAAGAUCGGAUAUCCAUGUAACCAUCGGUGCUGAAAAAUAUAUUGAGAGAUUAUGGAAUUAAUCUUCUCCUUAGAUUCUUUCAGCUGGUCGAAAGUCACGGACAGGCCAGUCAGUCAAGACUGUUUAAAUUCAGUCAAAUACUUACUUACCUAAGCAGAGAAUUCUUCAAAACUCAAUUAAGUAAUUACAGGUAACUUCACUUUGAGACUUGCUUGUGGUUUAAUGCAACAUACGAAUUGAGAAUUGGUCUCCUGCGUUUAUUUUUUCUUUAUAGAGAAAGUAUUUUAGCUAAUGAUGCAGGGCUGAUGGGCCUGCUAUGAAACUAUGUGGCAGACAGUCAGACAACAACAGGGUGUUAAACGAAAUCGGCAUUGGCCAACUUAAUGCUUGAUUGAACUAACAGGCUCGCAAAUGCUCAUCCAGACUUUAAAAAAGUCUCCUUGUCUCCAAACAAUAGCUUGAGCAAAGUGAGUGGCAUAUAUAUGUGUGUGUGUGUGUGUGUGUGUGUGUGUGUGUGUGUGUGUGUGUGCGUGAAUAAUUAGUUCAAAUGACUCAUUCUUUGUAUAGUUCACGCUCGACUGGGUUCUAUUUCGGCUUCAUGGCUUAUUUCCCAAGUGGAAUAUUUUCAGAAGCAGUUGGAAUUAAUUUAACUUUGUUGAUGAUUAGUGAAUCAAUAUCACGCCGGUUACCAUAUUUAAACAUACAGCGCCAUGAGAGGGCGUCUAGUCACAGAUAUAGUUGUCAUUCAAGUCACUGAUGUGGGAAGCCUUAACUUAGAAUAGGCUUAUGUUUCACUCUGCAUGUGAUGUAUGUUUGUUAUGCCAGGCUGGUCUGAUGACCUUGUUUCCCAUUCCAGCCCUUAAUUUGAGCAUGUCUUCUCCACCGCUCUCCUCUGUCCAU